Messenger RNA from Protopolystoma xenopodis, 594 nucleotides. The record is from the annotation of a GenBank genome assembly. NCBI's taxonomy places the organism in Eukaryota, Metazoa, Platyhelminthes, Monogenea, Polystomatidea, Polystomatidae.
AUGAAGGCGGCCCGAAGUGGCAAAUUGUGGGCCGUCAAACGCUUGAUCGCGGCAGGAGCCAAUGUGAACCUUAAAGAUCGGAACGAGGAGAUGGCACUUCACUUCUCCUGUAGACAAGGAUCUACCGACAUCACCAACAUGCUAAUCAAGGUGGGCUUUAGUGAUAGCUCAAUUAAAAUUCCAAUUAUAAUAAACCUGACGACCAAGCACGCUAAGGCUUCAGGUCUGAGGCCUGAACUGACCUCAACCCUAGGGCCUCAGGGUAACAGCCAUCAGGAUAGGGAUUUUUUAAUAAAAAAGCAUCCGCGAUUUCAGCCCGGUCGUCCGGAGGCGAUGCUGGAAAAAAAGUCGGCCAAACGUUGGGCGCGUCUGGCUGGAGCACGAAUGAAUGUUGCCAACCAGAUCGGUUUAACCCCUCUGAUGGAGGCGGUGAGCUACAACCAACGUGAUGCUGUCAAACUGCUGGUUAAUCAACGAACCCUGGACCUUUUCAAGCGAGACUACACAACUGGAGACACAGCCCUUCACAUUGCGGUCAAGAAGAACUACAUUCAGAUUGUAGAGAUUCUGCUUCAAGCGGGUAACUUCUGUUGA